UUUUUUGAUGGUUUCCGAGCUAGAGACACCCACAACGUGGCGAAGAAAAACCAAAGCGGUACAAAGUAGGAGGAAAGCUUUCUUUUGCUUGCUUAGGAGGAGAAGAAGAUGGAAGAGGAGAGGCGGAGAAGAGGAUAAGAGAAGAGAAGAGAUUUGGAAAUGGAAAGAUAUAUAGAGAGGUAGAGGUAUUGACGAGGGGAGAGAGAGAGAGAGGGGAGAGGGCCCAUCUACAACCAAAUGCGUGCUGUCUUUUGCCAUCCAAACCAAAACCAAUUGCCCCAAAACCAUCAUCCAUUUCCUUGUUUUGACCUACCCUUACCCUAACCCAGUUCUAAAACUCCCCAUCCUCUGCUGAACUCCCAACAAUUCCGGCCACCAAAGAACAACCACACCACCAAGAAGGAGUAGCAAGGGUGAAUGAGAAGAUGGCGGCGAGAUUCCGGUGGAGAUCCUUCUCAGCUUUGUGGUGGAACUUUUAGUAGUGCUUGAUUGCCGAAAGGAAAAGAAGAGGGAGGAAUACAUCAGUCUUUCCUCCUCUCUUUGCUUCUGUUGCACCGCUCCAUCUCCUAGGUUUAUAGCCAACUUGUGUUGGAUAAGAAAACUGAGGACGAAGAGGAAAUAAAAUAAUUAAAGGGGAGAGGAAUUCAAGGAAUUAGAAUGGAUCCGUUGGCGGCAUCAGCGCACGGCCACCACCUCCCUCCUCCCUUCCACACCCGAGACUUCCACCACCUCCACCAGCAGAAUCACCUCACACACCUCCGGCCGCCGAAGGCCGAGGAGGAGCACGGCGGCACGAACCACGGCAAGAAACGGGAUCUGGAGGAUAUCAACAAUAGCAAAGUCAACGACGGCAACCAAGGAGACAGCGAUGGGAACGGCGGGGAGGGGAAGGAGCUGGUGCCUGCACCGCAGUCCGGCAGCGGUGGAGAAGGGGAGAUAAGUACGCGGCGGCCACGCGGCCGGCCCGCCGGGUCGAAGAACAAGCCGAAGCCGCCGAUCAUCAUCACAAGGGACAGCGCCAACGCGCUGCGGUCGCAUGUGAUGGAGAUCGCAGGCGGAUGCGACAUCGCCGAGAGCGUCGCCACCUUCGCCCGCCGCCGCCAGCGCGGUGUCUGCAUCCUCAGCGGCAGCGGCACCGUCACCAACGUGACCCUCCGCCAGCCUGCGUCGCCGGGGGCCGUCGUGACGCUCCACGGCUGUUUUGAGAUCCUCUCGCUGUCCGGAUCCUUUCUGCCUCCGCCGGCCCCCCCGGCGGCGACCGGCCUGACGGUCUACUUGGCCGGCGGGCAGGGGCAGGUUGUGGGGGGGAGCGUGGUCGGGGCCCUGAUAGCGUCGGGCCCCGUGGUUAUAAUGGCGGCGUCGUUCAGUAACGCCGCCUACGAGAGGCUCCCUCUGGGCGAGGAGGAGCCUCUACCAGUUUCGGGGGCUCUCGAGUCCCCGGGAGUGGUCGGCCAAUCACCACCACAGCAGCAGCAGCAACAGCCACAGCAGCUUCCAGACCCCAACCAACCUCUUUUCCACGGUCUGCCGCCGAAUCUAGUCCUCAAUAAUGUCCAAUUGCCGGCCGAGGCAUACGGUUGGGCCACCGGAGGGGGCCGUCCCCCGUAUUGAUGCAACUAAGCUGCUCCUGUUUCUCUACUAAGUUGCGCUUUGAAUUAAUGGAAGCCUUGCCGGAGAUCAGACUAGCUAGUGUCAAUUAUGAGGCUUUCUUCUCUAUCUCUCUUCUUCUUUCUCGUUUUCAUUAUAUUUAGAUGCUUUCUUUUUCUCUCUUUAUUUUGGUUUCUGAUAGGGCGACUCAUCUUUGUGCUCAUUUAAGAAGCUUGUACAAAUAUAUGAAUUCUUGUUGGUUUCAGUAUGAUAUAUGAUGAGAAAGCUUAAAGGAGUGGCCGCAGCACAAAGAGCUUGCUGUAGAGAAGAAGAGAACGGAAAAAUGAUGAGCUUUUUUAAUCUUCCUCUCUUAAUUUCUCCCACUCCAUCUUCCGAUCUUGUGCACUUCAUUUUGACAGCAAACUUCAAUUCAUUUUCUUUUUUCACAUUUCAAGAUCCUAGUGAGUUGCAGCUCUCAAUGCCCUCUGAAACGACCUAGAAAAGGGAAAACUGAUGAAAAAAAGGAAAAAUUUAGAAAGUUGUCCGAAAGGAAAUGAUUCAAUGUACUUGUGCUCUAGGGAUUUCUUUCUUGUACCUUUAAAUGUGUGACUGUAGCUGCAUCGGUUUCUUCGCUGCAGCUCUACCAACUCCGACCACAACAGCUCAUUUCGUUCUCCUCUUGUCUCUCAGUCCAAGCUCAUCAUCUCAUCCACACAUAGCCAGUAUACUCAAUUCCCCAGUACGCAAAAUAACAAAACCUGAAACCUCUCUACCCUUGGCAGCAUUUUCUUUGGAGCAUAAUAUCAUUAUUCCAAAGUCUAGCACUAUUAUUGAUACAGUGUUCUCUAUAUUAUUGCCAUGUUUUAGUUGAUUUUUCUGUUGUAAUUGUUAAUGGAAGAGAAUGGAAAUGAAACAGCGCGACGCUUGAUUUUGGAUUGGUAAAAUGUUCUUAGUUGGAACUUUGAGGGUGGUAAAGCCAUGCAAAGAAAAAAAAAGAAGGGAUUUUUGUGUAGGGGCGGGUGUGAAUGAAGAGGACUGGCCUACACAUGCGCUGCUCUGAAGAAGCUCCUUUUCGAGGCAAACAGCGGCAAUAUAUGGCAAGUAGGACAAGGACAUGGGCGGCAAAGUUCUCUACUGCUCUCAGAGACAAAGCCCCCGCAGCGGCAGCAGCACAGACACAGAGAGAUCCAUGUGUUUCUCUUUCUUUCCACCAGGUUCUUCUCCGUUGCCUCAUGGGUACACCUUCUUCUUUUUUCCCUUUCUUCCAUCCAUCUAUCUCGUCCCUUUGGUAGAAGAUCUUGAAACGAAGUGUUUGGUGAUGUUUUAUCGUAAUAAAUUACUUUGGACCA
Messenger RNA from Elaeis guineensis (African oil palm), 2936 nucleotides. RefSeq names its product AT-hook motif nuclear-localized protein 24. Gene Ontology annotation, biological process: vegetative to reproductive phase transition of meristem. Gene Ontology annotation, molecular function: DNA-binding transcription factor activity; minor groove of adenine-thymine-rich DNA binding. Gene Ontology annotation, cellular component: nucleus. The record is from RefSeq and is a predicted model, not a curated record. Lineage: Eukaryota; Viridiplantae; Streptophyta; Magnoliopsida; Arecales; Arecaceae.